AUGAUGUUAGAUUUAGAUAAUCAAGUACAAUCUAUUCUAACUUGUUUUGACAAGGAAAAGGAGGAAACUAAAAGCAAAUAUCAGGUUCGCUUGAAUGCUUUGAUUGAUGUUGCAAGGUUUCUUUUAAAAGAACGAAUGCCUUUUCGAGGCCAUGAUAAAAGUGAAACUUCCGCAAGAAGAGGAAACUUUUUAGAUCUCUUAAAGUGGUAUGCGGAUAAGAAUGAAGAUGUGAAACAGAUUGUGUUAGAAAAUGCUCCACAAAAUGACAUCAUGAUUUGUCCAAGUAUCCAAAAAGACAUUGUGAGUUCUUGUGCAAAAGAAACAGUGAAAGCAAUUGUUGAAGACUUAAAUGGGGAUUACUUUGGGAUAUUAGUUGAUGAGUCUAAGGAUGUCUCUCAUAAAAAACAAAUGGCUCUCAUUCUGCGGUAUGUCAAUAAAGAGGAACAUAAUUUGAGUCCAUCUCAAAUUCGGGGACAGGGUUAUGAUGGAGCUAGUAACAUGAAGGGAGAAAUCAAUGGUCUUAAAACUUUGAUUAUGAAAGAUUCUCCUUCGGCAUAUUGCACACGUUGCUUUGCUCAUCAAUUACAAUUGACUCUUGUAGAUGUUUCAAAGAAGCAUCGUGAGGUAGAUCAAUUUUUUGAUAUUCUUGCUAAUGUUUUAAAUGUUAUUGGAGGUUCUUUUAAGCGUAGGGAUAUGCUUAAAGAUGAUCAAGUAAAAAAAUUCAAAGAGCUACUAGUGCUCGGUGAAGUUCAUACAGGCGAAGUGGAUUGA
Messenger RNA from Lycium barbarum (goji berry), 771 nucleotides. RefSeq lists its product as uncharacterized. The record is from RefSeq and is a predicted model, not a curated record. NCBI's taxonomy places the organism in Eukaryota, Viridiplantae, Streptophyta, Magnoliopsida, Solanales, Solanaceae. The transcript has 2 exons. The coding region runs from base 1 to 771 and encodes 256 amino acids.